Molecule: messenger RNA, 2738 nt
Organism: Closterium sp. NIES-67
Lineage: Eukaryota; Viridiplantae; Streptophyta; Zygnematophyceae; Desmidiales; Closteriaceae
Source: the annotation of a GenBank genome assembly
CACUUCUCAAACAAGUGUCGGUUCGAAGUCUUCCAACCUUCAGUUCACGGAGGUUUUCUGAACUGGAAGGGAGUCUCGCUUCUCACUUCCAGCUCACGAUUUUUUUCCCAGGCUCCUCGUUGCUAGUGCCAUGGCGCAGGCUACCGUGCUCUUGACCCUCCUGCUUGUCCUCGUCUGGCAAGGUGGUGGUGGUGGGCGGAUGGAAGAAGGCGAGUCCGUGGCAGUACAACGUCAUCAACUGGAAGCAAAAAAUCGUCCGCGCUGGAGACGUCCUCGUGUUCCGGUGGAGGUUCCUUCCCCAUGACGUGUGGAUCAUGAACACCAAGGAUGCCUACACCAACUGCGACUUCUCCGCUGCCACCAAGAAGACCGGCAUCACUGUGGUUGGCACGUACAGGUACAAAGUGCCAACUUCAGCAGCAGGAACUACGAUGUACUUUGGCUGUAGUGUACCAGGCCAUUGCACUACAGGGAAGAUGAAAGUUGCUAUUAAAAUCAGUGCUUAACUGAAUACGUCUCCUUGCUCGCAUCACAGCCUAGCAGUGCGAGUGUCUGCUGAUGUUCGCAGCACGAUGCUAGUCAUGAUGCUAGAAUGCUAGAUAUGCUAGUUUGUAGUCAAACUCUUCAAAAAGUCUCAUCUUGAAGGUGUUUCAAAACAUGUACCGUAUCAUAUUUCUAUUUUAACCCGUCGUAACAGGAUGACUGAUUCCGCUACCAGGUCAAGCCCCCCAGCAACACCUACCAUAGGCAGAAUGUCGGCGACAUAGAACAAGGCCAGACUGGGGCAUUCUGCCGUCUUUACAGCCAUGCGGCAUGCAUGCUGGCCCCCACAGCCACGCCUUUCUCGGCGCUAGCGGGCUCCCGCGAUUCGCGGUGCUGCUGGACGGCGCGGGCGAGCUGCUCAUGCCGGAAAGAGGUCGCAGCCAGCCUGCCACGUGUCAUGCAUACGGUUCCAUGGCGGCUUCUGGGCCAGCACCAGCCUGCCUUGGACUCCCCCUAAUAAGCCCUCGCCGUCCACGCGGCCAGACCUCCACGAGAUACCGCGUCUGCUUCUUGAGCGCGGAUUUGAGCGCGGCCCCCGAGUGUUUGGGACGCACUCCGCACCGUGACACGAGUAGUACCGUGACGCAAGCCGCACCGUGACGCAAGCCGCGGCGUACUGUGCUACAAGCAACGCAGCGGCUCUCCAAGAGGCUUUGAGCCAUGGCUGGUGCCGACAAGAGGCGUCGAUGUCCGCUGGACGCGGCAUGUGUGCUUGCGACCGACAGAUGGACCGACCCCAGACCCCAGGCGUCCGCACCGCCACCGUCGACCGACCCUCCUUCCCCAGACCCCAGGGUUCAAACCAGCAGUUGCCGGCUAUCCGCAGCGAGGUGACUCUUGAGUCGAUUCAGAAGCCAGAGCUAGUAUCUGCGUCAGUGCGCUACUGGUGAGUGCGCCGCGGCUAUUUGAGUCGCUUUGCUGCGCGCUUUCUUCUACACAAGCUCGCGCGCUUACCUUAAGAGAUCUUUCAAGUUCCUCAGUCGUUGGCGUUGACGUUCCGCUGAAGCAUUCACCCGCUCGUAGCCACACACUAGUACCGCGGAGGUCUCAAACUCUCGCUUACCUCUCACCGACUGCGACUCGGACUCGGACUCGCCAAAAACUCUUGGUUUGGUUGCGGCCAGUAGCGCUGCGCGUCCCGUCUUGCGUUUACCACGACUGCCAGUGGCCGCCAUGGCGAGGCUCAAUCCGCUCCACGCGCUGGCGCUGCUCGCGCUGCUGUUCGUCGCUGGCGCGCACGCCAGGACAGUCACGGUGGGCAAGGGCUGGUUCAGCCCGUGGUCUUACGGCGUCGCUUCCUGGAAGCCUCCCACCGUGAAGACAGGGGACGUUCUUUUGUUCCGCUGGCGCUUUGCCGCGCAUGAUGUGUGGCGCCUCAAGGACCUGCCUGCGUACAACAACUGCACCUUUGUGGGCGGCAAGAAGCUCACUGCCAUCCGCACGUCCUACAGCUAUAGGUUCAAGGUGCCUCUGUCAGCAGCGGGCAGAACGCUAUUUUUCGCCUGCAGCGUGCCGUCGCACUGCAGUGUGUUCCGAAUGAAGACCAAGAUCUCCAUCUCGCUCUAAAGUGUCUUUCCAGACGCCUUAGGAGUCGUCUGCAGCUCUCUUUGCAGCGCGUUCAGAAUGAAGAGCCAGAUCCAGGUCUCGCUCUAAAGUGCCUUGACAGGCGCCUCAGGAGUCGCCUGCAGUGGGCCAGUGCGGCGUUGAUGAAGACCCCAAAAUCACCGUCUCGCCCUAGAAGACUGCACCCCGUCACAGAACCUGCACUGUCUCCUCCUGGCGCCUGCAGUGUUUCCUCGGCUGCAGAGUGCCAUGCCGUCCCACUGCAGCACAGUCAGAAUAAAGGCCAAGUUUCCAUCUUGCCCUGCACUCACUCUAUGCAACUCCUUUCGCUCCUUUUGCUUUUACCCGUGUCGCUACGUUCCUUUGUAUGGCUCCUUGGCCUUCCUCUCUCCACUCCACUCCUCCGCGGCCUUUGAAGGCUGAGCAGUGAGCACCGUUCGUGUGGGCCUGGUUUACCACGAUCCACGGCCUCACACUUGGCUUUCUCCCUAUCUGUUGACAUCUUACUUCAUUUCCCAGAUCGUUUGCCCCUUCACUUCUGAGCAGUUGGAUGGCAUCUUUCUAAAAUGUAGUGCUAGCCUCUUGCUGUACAAACCUGCAAACACAUGUAAUACUGUAUACCCCUUUACUGC